CACACACACACACACACCCCAUUCUCUCCCGUGACAGCGUCUAGGCUUUUUUCUCCCUCUGUUCCUCCUUCCUCCUGCAGUCCUGUUUCGCUGUGGUUCCGGCUCUAACUCCCCAGGAGGAUCCCAGAAUAGCCAUUACAUCCUCUUCAGUCUCCAUCCCAUCCAAAGAAGACCUACCGUGCGGGGAGGGAACAAACCACAGUCCUCCUCCCCCCUCUUCUCCCCCCCCCCCCCCCCGCCAAAAAAAAAAAAAAAAAAAGAAAAAGAAAACGAAACAGGAGGGUUCCAGUUCAUAGGCUCUGAGCGGCGGUCUACCUCUGCUUGAGAGGCGGGGGCAGAAAGAGUCGUGGGAGAUCGCAAUUCGGUUGGCUCUCCUCCCGCUCCUGCGCCCGGGCUGGAGAGAGUGGCGGGUGCCCGGACACAUCCGCGCUGAGCCCCGCUGCAGCACGCUGCUGUAGCUGCUCACCUAUCUCGGACCGCCUCGGACUCCCUCUUAUUCCCGGCUCCUCCUCCGAUCCUCCCCUCUCAGUCCCUCCUCUCCCCGCCUCCACGAGCGGGAGCCGGACCCUGGCUCCACUCUUCAGGGUCCCUUCUUUCGAAGCUUCUCCGGAACGAGCGCGAUGGAGCUGCGAGCGCGGAGGUGGCUACGACUUUUCCUAGUGCUCCUCUGGGGUACUUGUCAAAGAACAAGUGGUUGCAAUGAAACGCUUAUGCUGGAAAGGUUGCCUGCAUGUGGCAAAGCAUUUGAAGACAUGAUGAAGAAAGUAGACACAAAGAAUUGGUGCAACUUGACUGAAUUUAUCACGUACUAUGACAACUUUACCUCUUGCACAGAACUUGAAACCAACAUUGUGGGGUGCUUUUGGCCUAAUCCCCUAACAGAGGGCUUCAUCACGGGAGUUCACAAACAGUUCUUCUCAAACUGUACAUCAGACAAAGUGCAUUGGGAAGACCCACCAGAUGAAAUUCUCAUUCCCCUGAUUCUGAUUCCUGUCCUGUUGACAGUGGGGAUGGCGAGCUUGGUGGUGUGGUGCAGUAAACGGAAUGAUGUUUUGGUGUAGCCUGCAUGUUCCUUUUUUGGCUUUCAUUGUUUUCUUUUUUUUAUUUUUCUUUUUUCUUUUUUUUUUGGGAAAAAAAACCCAGCAGAAGUCAAGCAUUAGGAAUCAGUGGUCUAUGGCGGUUUUAGCCUAAAUAGCUCCUAUGCAAAGGAAAUCUUUCUGGGUUUGCAAAGUCUUGAGGAAAAGCUGCCAUUUUGGAAUUUGGUUUGCAUCAUGAAACACCCGUUUUUAGUGAAGCAAAGACACUGAAUUUUAUCAGAUUUCUAAUUCUACCAGAAGUAAAAAUGGAAAUUUCUAGAGGAACUGACAGUAUCAAAGCUGCUGAAUACAAAAAAAAAAAAAUGAAAGGCAUUCUGGGCCAGUGAGAAGUAAGUUUGUUCAUUGUUUCUUGCUAACCAUUCAUCUCACAAAUAUCUAUAUACAGUUUGAGUCACUUGUCUUUGAGUUGGUAGAGGGCUUAUAUUGUGAACUUGAUACCAAAGGUCUUCUACUAUUGGAUUUCACAGAAGGCUAUCUCAGUUGUUUUCUUUGUAGCAAAAGGAAGAAAAUACAACCAAAGAUAAUUACUGCUGUUUUGAAGACAACACUUUAAAUAGCCACAUCAUACCUUUAAGGAGAAAGGACCAUAUCAUAUGAAAGGAUGAUAACAGAAAUGCUUUCUUGACUUGAGUAAGACAGAAUUGGCUUCAAGAAGAAUGCAGGCCCUUUUCUCACAAUGUGAAAGAGUAAAAGGAAAUGGACUGCCUUAAUUUACCAAGGAGUAAUGAAGGAGCUACACAUGCAUUAGAUCCCUUCAUUUGUUCUUUAAUUAUUAUUGUCACUUUUAUGAAAAUGAGUACUGACUGGUUUCUUCCCAUGCCUUCUUUUUACUCCCAAAGGGAUGGAGUGUACACAGUGUUCUAUAAAUAAUAGAGUACCCAGGCUGAGAUGCCUUUGAAAUGCUAACUGUCAGAAACUGGCUUUUUUUUUUUUUUUUUUUUUUUUUUUGAUAGAUAGAUUAAGGACAAGCAUCAAGAUGGGGGAAAAAAGCCACGAGGAAGCUUGUAACAGCCAGUGUGGGUUACAUAGAAUGGGGAAGAAAACAGCUCUUGCAAAAAAGUGGAAGAAAACCAUUUCUGUGUUGCUGUAAAAAUGUGGAUAUCUGUGUAUUUUCUGGAUAAUUGUUUUCCCUGUUCCCUUUGUGAGCCCUUUCUUGUCACUUCCCGAUUAUUCUCUAUUCCUUGUUGAGUGAGUAGUUCAGUUUAACUUCUUCAGCCAAAAUUUGUCCUCCUUUAAAUGUAUCUUUCCUAGGUCCCAAUUGGAUCUUUUAUUCUUAAGAGAGCAAGUGUGUGUUUGUAAUAACUGUGUACAUAAUUCCUAUAUGUAAGAUGUGUUUAUGGGUUGAAAUAUUCAGUGAUCCUGUUUUUUAAAAAGUCCCUAAGUAAAUGUAUUUGUUGUUGUUGAUUUUUUUGUCUUUCACACUAUUCCAGUAAACAGCAAAUGCUUUCACCAA
Messenger RNA from Antechinus flavipes (yellow-footed antechinus), 2550 nucleotides. RefSeq names its product receptor activity modifying protein 3 (gene RAMP3). The transcript is spliced from 3 exons. Gene Ontology annotation, cellular component: cell surface; signaling receptor complex; membrane. The record is from RefSeq and is a predicted model, not a curated record. Gene Ontology annotation, molecular function: coreceptor activity. Gene Ontology annotation, biological process: receptor internalization; intracellular protein transport; G protein-coupled receptor signaling pathway. NCBI's taxonomy places the organism in Eukaryota, Metazoa, Chordata, Mammalia, Dasyuromorphia, Dasyuridae. The coding region runs from base 621 to 1061 and encodes 146 amino acids.